AUGGUGCUGCUGAGUAUCCGCCGCAUGGACAUCAUGACGGAGCAGGGCAUCCAGGCCCUCCACCUGCAGGGACUGGAGCGCAUGCAGUACGCUGCCGCGAAGAAGGCGCAGCGCGAGGAGAUCCUGCGACAGCGCCGCAUCGAGCAGCAGGGCGUUGAGGGCAUCCCCGUCGGUCGCCUGCUCGAGCACCUCAAGGAAAGCCCUGCGAUGUACGCGAGAGGCACGCAGCUGCUCGACAGUGAGUCUGGGCUCGCGGUGAUGCUGCGUGCGGGCUUCUUCUCGCUGCUCGACGCCUACGACACGGUCGCAGAGGAGACGGAGGUUCGCGUGCGUGAGGUACAGGCACUGAUUGCGCGUGCGCUGGCGCAACUCCCAUCAUCGAUGAUGGACUCGGCCCUCGAUGCCGUGUGCGUGCGGCUGCGUCGCGACCUUCAACAGUACCGCAAUAGUAGCAGCAGCAGUAAUAAUAAUGAUAAUAAUGCGCGCGACAAGGCAGCGCCGUCGCCACCACCAAUCACGUCAGCUUACCAUCUCACGAUGCAGGUGCUUUUCACGCUCUUCUCCGCGCAGGCGCCGGUGCGGGAGCGGGGGGCCAACGCGUUUGCCUUCAUGAGCGCCAUCACUGCCGCGCCGGAAGAGGAGGACGGGGCGUCGCUGCAGCUGCACUCCCACGCCACCUUCACCAUAGACACCGACAACCCGGUGGAGUGGCUCCAGUCCACGCAUGACAGCGUCGGUGCGUUCGGCGACCGCAAGCGUCCACGCGAAGCGGAGGCGGGUGUGCACAAUGACGGGGACAAGAACGGGGAGACGUCAGCCGACGGCGCGUCACGUUUCUUCCGCGACGACAGCGUUCAAACGCCGUGUGUGUACAGUCACUUGCUGUGCCGCGUCAUGGAGCUACUGACGGAGGCGGAGCAGCCGGCGCUGCUCCUCGACGCUCUGCUGCAGUGCCCGCGCCUCACACGCUACGUGUGGCACUACAUUCACAAGCACUACUGCCUCUCUGCGGAGAAGGCGCGUUGCCUGCUGGGCAUGUGGCUCCUGAAGAACCUCGCGGUGAAGCGGGUGGUGUAUCGCCGCUACGCCGUGAACAGCCUGCUGCACCUCGCUGCUGCGUGGAGUGAGUACCCGCGGCGACUGGCGGUGACGCAGUUGGGUGCGCUACUCGCCGCUGGUGGCCCCGACGGCCGCCGCGUCAUUGACAAGAGCGCCGAGUCGCUGCUGGUGCGUUACGCGAAGCGGCAGAUGGCGGCCAUCCCACUCGCGAAACUCCCUUCGCCCUCUUCUGGUGGUGGCAGUGUCGUUGUUGAUGUCACAGCGGCGAAGAGUGAGGACAACACUGACGUCGCCACGCUCCGCGAGAGGGAGAUGCGGAAACUCGCCGACGCGCUUGACCGGCACCUCGGGCCUUUUCUCAUGCUGUGCGCGCGGCAGCCGAAGGAGCUCUUCCCCGCUCUCUUUAGCGUCUUCAAGGAGUGCGUGGAGCGGCAGAAUGAGGCGAUGAUACAUCUGCUCGCCGAGCACGUGGAUGUGCGGCGCAUGUGCCAGCGGUUGUUCCGGGUGGGCACGCUGGCGUUCAUGUCGAACGUCAUGCCGUUCCUGCGCCGGCACAGCGGCGACGCCACACUGCUGGUGCAGAAGAUACUCUGGGCGAUCAGCGCUGAGUUGCGGUUAAUGGGACCAGGGACCGAUGCAGCGGCUACGGAUUUAGAGCAAACAGCUGUAGCGCUGCUGGGGCAUGCGCGUGUGAUGUUCGACGGCAGCGCAAUCCCGCUGUUGUACCGCGCCGUCUCUUCUGCUGGCGCCACAGUGGACGACACUGCGUCUCUGCACGAUGUGCGGUUUAUCGCCCCUUUUAUGAGUCUUGUUACGGCGGAAGAACUGAGGCGGGUGUACCUGCGUGCGUUCCUGCACUUUGUACAAAUGCAACUCCAGCAGCAACAACAGGCCGCCACCGCUGCUGUGGGGGCGAAUGCAGCAGGUGGAGUGGCGCACAUGCGGGGCGAGGAGCUGCACCAGUUCAUCCAAGAUGUCGUGCGUGAGGUGCUGGUGCGGUCCUCUGUGCGGAUCUCCGACGGCGCUUCUCGUGGUCUCUCACGCGUGGACCUCCUCAUCUACCUGCACCGCGCGCCACACGAGUCCGUCGCCACUGACGCUCAUGCAGCGCACAGCCAGGCAGCAUCGGCGUCGUCCGGUGUGGCGCGGGCGGAAUCACGCGGCAUUCUCGGUGACGCCAAUCCAUCCUCGUCCCCGUCGCCUGCUGCUGCUGCUGCUGCAACAGCUGCUGUGGCCGCCAAGUCGCAGACUGCGGAGGACCUCCCAAUCAGUACACUCACAACGAAGGAGGUCAUUGGCGUGCUGCUUAGGCUGUCACGCACCUUUGACGACGCCACAGCCGAGCUUCUGUAUGGCCCCGAGGAGAUAAAGAGCGCGGUGCGGCAGCUGAUGCAGCACAGCGGCGGGGCGCCUGUCCCCUCGCAACUGAUGGCGACCCUGAUCCUUGCCUGUGGCAUUCACGCUCAGCGGCCCCACACGGACCUUGUUCGCUUUGUUCAUCAAGAGGUCCUUUUACCGCUUGCGAAGGACGCAACGUGGGAGAAGGACAUGCAGCUCUGGCGCGGUGUCUUGUUCUUCGCGGAGGCGUACUACCGGGAGUGUAGCAGUUUUCUCAUCAACCUGCCCGAUCAGGUGCUCAUCGACGCGCUGCGUGCCCGCACCCAGCUGUGUGACUACUUCAAGGAGGAGCACGGCAACAACGCCUCCUUUGGCCACGUCUUGGGGAGUCUCUAG
Trypanosoma grayi is the source of this 2793-nucleotide messenger RNA. RefSeq lists its product as hypothetical. The transcript has a single exon. Gene Ontology annotation, cellular component: mRNA cleavage and polyadenylation specificity factor complex. Lineage: Eukaryota; Euglenozoa; Kinetoplastea; Trypanosomatida; Trypanosomatidae. The coding region runs from base 1 to 2793 and encodes 930 amino acids. The record is from RefSeq and is a predicted model, not a curated record.